UCUCAUUUGAAUGGCAAUAGUGUUGUGAAACCGAAACUUUAUUUGGGAAACAAUCCAUACGAUUGUCAUAACGAGAAGUCAUUGCCGGGAAUGCCGAUAGGGAUGUUGUCNAAAAUAGAGGACGAUUUGAUCCGUUCAACCAAAGUAUUCAAAGACAAUUGCGAUAACAAUGGGUUCGCCAGAAGUUGUACUCAAUUUGGUGUCAAUCUUCUCAACGGAACCGGCUGUGCGAAAGACGCGAAGAAAGCGGUCGAGUAUUUGAGCCGCGGAUGCGAUCUGAAUGAUAACGAGGGCUGCUUUUAUACGGGACAACUGCUGUCGGGCGCCGAUCCGCAGUACGCGGGAACCGUUGAGCCCGACAUCAAGAAGUCGGUGAAGAGUCUGGAGAAGGGCUGCGAACUGACGGGCAACGGCUCGAUCGCCGCCGAGUGUUGUUUUUAUUUGCACUCCUUUUAUCUCUUCGGCAAAAACGGCUGCGAAAAGGAUUUGCCGAAAGCGUUGAAGUAUGGGAUCAAAGGAUGCGAUUUAGAUAACGUCCAGUCGUGUAAUAAUUUGAGUCAAAUGUAUGCCUUAGGGACGGGCACUGCCGUCGAUGAGGUGUUGGCCAAGAAGUAUCGCAUUAAGAGUAUAGAUAUGAUGGAACAGAUGAGGAAUGCGAGACAUAUUGACACACAAAGAACUUGA
Medioppia subpectinata is the source of this 684-nucleotide messenger RNA. The record is from the annotation of a GenBank genome assembly. NCBI's taxonomy places the organism in Eukaryota, Metazoa, Arthropoda, Arachnida, Sarcoptiformes, Oppiidae.